Peronospora matthiolae is the source of this 1146-nucleotide messenger RNA. NCBI's taxonomy places the organism in Eukaryota, Oomycota, Peronosporomycetes, Peronosporales, Peronosporaceae. The record is from the annotation of a GenBank genome assembly.
AUGAUGAUGAGGAAGAUCUCGCUCAAGCAAGUGAGUUUCGUGAUGCUCGUGGUGCAGAACACGGCGCUGUCCAUCAUGUCCAAGUACUCGCGCGCUCAAGCAGGACCCAAGUACCGCCCCAGCUCCGUCGUGCUGCUGGUCGAGAUGUUCAAGUUCCUCUUGUGCUGCCUUGUGUUGCUCAAGCUCAAGCGCGGGAACGUCAAGGCGUCUAUCCGCACGAUUCAACUGGAGGUUUUUGCCGACACGAGCGGACUCACCAAGAUGGCGGUGCUCGCCUUUCUCUACGCGCUGCAGAACAUGUUUGCGCUUGUCGCGUACGACUACGUGGACGUGGCGACGUACCAGAUUGUGUACCAGUUGAAGGUCAUUACGACCGCUCUCUUCAUGAUUGUAUUGCUGCACCGCCGCUUCAGCUUUGUGCAGUGGUGUGCGAUGGUGGCACUUAUGGCGGGCGUCACCAUCUGUUCGUACUCGCGACUCCCGAGUGGACCAACUCCCUCGGAUCAGGUGAACAGCAGCAGCAGCAGCAGCAGCAAGAAUCACCAAUUCAUCGGCAUUUGUAUCAUGAUUGGACUAGCGAUCAAUUCAGGACUUGCUGCCGCUUACUUUGAGCGCGUCAUGAAAUCUCACAAGGCCAUCACGACCCAGCAGACGUUGGACACGCUCUGGACGCGAAAUUUACAGCUCGCGGCUAUCUCAGUGGGCGUCGCUGCAGUGGACGUCGUGCGCAACAUAAGCGAGGUGUACUCCAACGGACUUUUCUAUGGCUUCCACCCAGCAGUCUUUGCUGUCAUCUUUCUCCAGGCUGUCGGCGGACUCACGGUUGCAGCUGUCGUGCGCUACUCGGACAACAUUGUCAAGAACUUUGGCACGUCCUUCUCGCUCAUCUUCUCGUGCAUCAUCUCGAACUACAUGUUCAACCAGACGGCCACGACCUCCUUCUACUUUGGCGUGUUGCUGGUCAUCGUCUCGGUGUUUGUCUAUGGUGACAGCAGGUUUGCGGUCAAACCCGUCGCUAAGAAGGAGGACUGGUCUCCACCGGCACAUGAAGUUGCCAUCGACACCAAGAGCUCGCAGGCAAUGCACCAGGGAAACCAGCACUUUGUUACACGGACCUCGCAAAUGUUUAACGUACUGUGCGGUUAG